GACCCAAAUUGGCUCCCGUGAAACUGGUCGUUCCCCGAGUCUUGGCUCUUUUGUCUUGCCUUCUUCUUUUGGUUUCAAUGAAACUUCAGUUCAAGCAAAAAGAAAGACAUAUAUUAUAUUAUAUUUGUUUUCUAAAGCCCUACCAGCGGCAUAGGGUUUAAGGCCUGAAGCUGUGGCAGAAAGAAAAAAUAAAAGACUCUGAAGGUUGGGGUUUAGAUUGUAGAGCCGGCUGGUUUUGCUUCUUGUUGAAAAUGGCAGACCAACAGAAGGUAAAGAGCGUGCCGGUACUGCCAUGGAUGCGUAACCCAAUUGAUGUCAGCCUCUUUGAGGAAUGCACACUCAGUCUUCUUCCUUGCCUCGAUCCCAGGUUGAAUGAGGCUUUGCAGAACAUGGGUAUAUCCUCACUCUUUCCGGUUCAAGUUGCAGUUUGGCAAGAGACAAUCGGGCCCGGAGGUUUUGAGCGUGACCUCUGUGUUAAUUCACCCACUGGCAGCGGAAAAACUUUAGCUUAUGCUUUGCCAAUUGUGCAGGCAUUGUCCAAUCGCGCUGUUAAAUGCCUGCGUGCUCUAAUUGUGUUGCCUACUCGUGAUUUGGCAUUGCAGGUCAAAGAGGUUUUUGAUAAGAUUGCACCUGCAGUGGGCUUAUCUGUUGGUCUGGCCGUUGGUCAAUCCUCAAUAGCUGAUGAAAUUUCUCAGCUAAUCAAGAGGCCUAAACUUGAGGCGGGUAUUUGUUAUGACCCAGAAGAUUUUUCACUUGAUUUGCGAAGUUCAGUGGAUAUAUUGGUGGCAACCCCUGGAAGGCUGAUGGACCAUAUUAAUUCAACGGAGGGAUUUACACUUGAGCAUCUGUGUUACCUUGUUGUUGAUGAAACAGAUCGUCUGCUCAGGGAAGCAUACCAGUCUUGGCUACCUACUGUGCUUCAAUUAACUCGCUUUAGUGAUGAAGGUUUCUUUCCUUGUGCUCACACUUUUCGACCUUCUUUGUUCGGUUCCUUAAAAACCAUACGGAGAUCGGGUGUUGAGAGGGGGUUUAAGGGUAAAAGUUACCCCAGGCUUGUGAAGAUGGUUCUUUCAGCAACUCUGACCCAGGAUCCAAGCAAGCUUGCUCAGCUUGAUCUACAUCACCCUUUAUUAUUAACAACUGGAAAAAUGCGUUAUCAACUUCCAGGAAAAUUAGAAUCCUACGAACUGGUUUGUGAAUCAAAACUCAAACCGUUAUAUUUGGUUGCGCUUCUGCAAAAUUUAGGAGGAGAGAAGUGCAUUGUUUUUACAUCAUCUGUGGAGUCAACUCAUCGUCUUUGCACCUUACUGAAUUUCUUUCAUGAUUUGCCUUUCAAGGUCCAGGAGUAUUCAGGCCUUCAACGGCAGGCUGUAAGAAGCAAGACAUUGAGACGAUUCCGGGAAGGGGAGAUCCAAGUACUUGUUUCAUCUGAUGCAAUGACUCGUGGAAUGGAUGUAGAAGGGGUGAGAAGCAUUAUUAAUUACGAUAUGCCUAUGUACAUAAAAACAUAUAUUCAUCGGGCAGGGAGGACUGCAAGAGCUGGACAGACUGGACGCUGCUUCACUUUGCUGCGUAAAGAUGAGGUUAAGCAUUUCAAAAAGCUGUUGCGGAAAGCGGACAAUAACUCUUGCGCUGUUUACUCUGUUCCUUCAAGUUCUAUUGAAUCACUGCGCUCUAUUUAUACAUCUGCACUUGAGAAAUUGAAAGAAACAGUUGAAAUGGAAGCAUCCAAGAAGCCUAAAGUUGGUUUCAAGUCUUCUAGCAGGGAAAGGACGUAAAGUUUAUCUGUAAUCAUUCAGGCAGGUUUUGCCUACACAAUGGAUCAAUUUCUGUUGUAUUCCAAGCAACUUCAAGGCUUGAGUGAUGCAAGUUUACUGUUCAAAUUGGUUUGGAAAUAGAUCAAGGUGGGAAGACGAAAUGAAAGAUAUAUUGGAAGCUAAAUUCAGGGUACUGAAUUUAUCCUAGUGAUCAUACACACUACAAAUAGUAUACAGUAUGUAUUUGUUUAAUUUGUAUCCGUCACCAGGAUGGAGAAUAAUGAUCAAAUAGAAAUUGCUGGCUCAAAAAAAUUGUAAACAAACAGUACUUUAUGUCUUCAUCCGUUAGAACUUAUAAUCUCAGUUUACCUUUCUAUUCAAA
Messenger RNA from Ziziphus jujuba (common jujube), 2139 nucleotides. Its product is annotated as DEAD-box ATP-dependent RNA helicase 1. NCBI's taxonomy places the organism in Eukaryota, Viridiplantae, Streptophyta, Magnoliopsida, Rosales, Rhamnaceae. The coding region runs from base 252 to 1778 and encodes 508 amino acids. The record is from RefSeq and is a predicted model, not a curated record. Gene Ontology annotation, cellular component: nucleus. Gene Ontology annotation, molecular function: nucleic acid binding; ATP binding. The transcript is spliced from 9 exons.